Symbiodinium necroappetens is the source of this 960-nucleotide messenger RNA. The record is from the annotation of a GenBank genome assembly. NCBI's taxonomy places the organism in Eukaryota, Dinophyceae, Suessiales, Symbiodiniaceae.
AUGCAGCUGGCAGAUCGAGGCGCCGCAUCCUUUGUAGUGCAAUCGAUGAAGCAGUUCCUGCGGUGCAGCGACAUACAGCAGCAAGGCUGUCUAUUACUAUCUAAGCUCUGCAUUCCGAAGGAGCUUGCGCAACAGUGCUGUCUGCUCGUCAUGAAGUCCAUGGAAGCAUUCCCCGACACAGCGCAGCUGCAGAAGAGCGCAUGUCAAGCUAUCGAAGUUUUAUGGAGGCCCGGCGCGCAGCAACAGUUUCUUCUUACACUUGGAGUUGUGGAUGCCAUCAAGGUGUUGAUGGAGAGACACACCGAACACGCUCUUCAAAUGGUGGCGUUGAACACACUCCAUACCCUGCUCACCAGAACUGUGCAGCAGCAACGGGUUGAGUGGAAUGAUGCCCAAGAACUUGCAGCAAUGCGCUCACUGUUGGGGGCAGUGGAAAGGAAUAACGAGUUCCAGAAUGACCAGAAUCUGGAGUCAAACCACCACCAUUUGCAGUCUCGAGCCUGGCAUGCGAUUCUUGUAGCUUUGAAUCGUGGCAAUGGCACGUCCCAUUUCUUCGCGUGCGGAGGUGCUGCCACAAUCUGCAAGACUCUUCCCGCGUUCAUCGGGCAGAGAAGUCAGAUCCCUUCUGGUCUUUUCCGGGACAAAGAGAAACGCUUGCGCUUGCAGACUGCCGCUAUGGCAGUCUUCCGUGUGGUGUGUACUGACAGGCAUGAGUGGAGGCACGUGAGGCGUGGAGAUGCCGACCUGAUCUUGGAGGCCAUGAGUAUUGACCUGCCCAGCUCCGGCCUUAUCAAGAACUGCUGUGGAGCGCUUGGAGGCCUUGCUGUGCAGCCCCAGUGGCACGAAUGGCUGAACGGCGCAGGCGCUGCUACUCAAGCCUUGCAUGCCCUGCAGGCAUUGAGGGUCAGGGAAUUUUAUGAAGAUGACUCGGAAACAGCAGCGGCAUGUGCAGCAGGGUGA